AUGUCUCACGACGACGCAGAAACAUCUAAACCAGACCCGCAUUCACAGCGCAUUAGAAUCAAAAACCGGCGGAAACGCUAUCUUGAUCUCCAUCCAGAAUACUUCAAAAGCUCCGAGCUAGAGCUCGCCGAUCCUUUGCUCUACGACAGACUGGUCCGACGCUUCCAGUCCGCCGAGGAGCGUGAGAGGGAAGGCCGAGCGCGAGGAUAUACAGGCGUGCUGGAAACAGACCUUAUAAGAUCCGAAGCCAAAGUUGCUGCGCUGCAGAAUCCUGAUCCCAAUUCGCCAAUUAUUUACAGGAGGGCGCAAGACGGCACCAUCGUAGCAGUUGAGCAGGAUGCGGAUGAUAGGGCGCAGAAUCAGGAGGAUGGUUGGGCGAGAUGGGUGGAUGUGAUGGGUCAGAGGUUUCUGAGGGGAGAUGACUCUGAUUUUCAUUAUCAAUCAGUUGAUGGGAGUGACGAGUAUGAUGACCGAGACGAGGAGGAUCGCAACAGAUUGGACCAUUACUUCGCCGGUGAAGAAGCUGAAUUCGUUGGAGAAGGGAGGCCGGUUGGAGAGACUGGUGUUCAAGACUAUUGA
This is a messenger RNA of Ramularia collo-cygni, 579 nucleotides long. RefSeq lists its product as uncharacterized. The transcript is spliced from 2 exons. The record is from RefSeq and is a predicted model, not a curated record. NCBI's taxonomy places the organism in Eukaryota, Fungi, Ascomycota, Dothideomycetes, Mycosphaerellales, Mycosphaerellaceae. Bases 1 to 579 code for a protein of 192 amino acids.